UCUUAUCGAUGGUGUUGAUAAGAGUCCCGUAAGAGAGCAGCGCAGCACAACACGGUGUUAGCAACUCUCGAGGCCAACCAAGGUUCGUUACAUGGCCGACGCUGACAGGGAUCACAAAUAACAGUAACGUAACACAAGAAAAGAUUCUACUCAUCGUGGUAGUGAGGAUGGCGUUACUUAGAAUAAAUAAGGACCUGCAGGAGCUGGUCAAGAACCCGCCGCCUAACUGCUCCGCCGGGAUCAAGGACAGGGACCCCUUCCACUGUGAGGCCACCAUCAUUGGCCCUAAAAACUCACCAUAUCAGAGGGGCGUCUUCCACCUCUCUGUGAAGUUCCCCAAAGACUACCCCUUUACACCCCCUGAGAUCAGUUUCAUCACUAAGAUUUAUCACCCCAACAUCAACGAUAAGGGAACCAUCUGUCUUGACAUAUUAAGGAAAGGUCGCUGGAGCCCAACUCUUUCCCUGUCUAAAGUGUUGUUGACCAUUUGUGCUCUGAUGACUGAACCUAACCCCAAGAGCUCCCUACGCCCGGAAAUAGCCAGGGAGUAUGAGAAGAGUCGAGACGUGUACAACAGUAAAGCCAAGGAAUGGACUCAGAAAUAUGCCUUGUAGUAUGACACAGAGUUUGAUAGUAUAACAUGAAGGGCCGCCCUAGAAAUAUCCUUUGUAGUUUGACGCAGAUUUUAUGGCCUGGAAUCAUUUAUUAAGUUACUUUAAAGCUCGGUUCAACUAGGGAUUGAUUUACAUAUUAUUAUAUAUAAAAUAAUAUUAAUGCCCCAAGUCUUUCCAUAUAAAAGCAAACAAGUUCUGUAGACUUGCUCUGAAAAUGGUAUCCGUUGAGCAUUAGACUUAUGAAAUAAAGGAUUAACCAACCAGUUUAGUUGGGCGUCUGAUUUAGGUUAGGUUAAUUAUCAUAGAAGAACAGAAGUAAAAUGAUCUUAACACAAGGGGGCAAAUCAAGUAAGGAGUCAAACUAUAAGAACUGUUUAUUAACUUAACUCUUAACAACAAACAAGGACUUCUCAUGAAUUUAACUUCUAACGAACAAGGAUUUAUCAUUACUAAAAUAAAAAUAAACCAGGAAUGGCUAUAAAUGUUACUUCUUUCAUCUUAACUCUUCAAUGUGACUAACAUUAAGCAAGUCAGGGACAUGGGAACAACACCUGACAUAUAGAAUUGAGGCUAAAACUCAACAGUAAACACAACACAACACAACAUAGGAGUAAGACCCAACAUAUAAUCAGGGUGAUACCAGACUAGAAAUGAUGAUUCACAAUACUAAUUCUUAAUGCUCUUUGGAGAUCUCAGUUAAUACUCGGUUGGCUGCUCGGGUCCACAACACAAGUUCAUAAGCAACUCCUGUAAGGGCUCUGCACAUCUGACCUCUGGGCAAUGUCAAAAUUCUGGUAGAGACUGACUGUUACACCAGCCAUUUUUUCUUAUUUUGUUCCAAACACCAGCGGGGAGGUAGAGCUCAAGGUGUGACAAGUUGGGGUAGUCACGUGAUCCUUGUCCUGCUAAAUUCGUUGAUUUCAACUGCCGUGAAUAGGGCUACAAUCCUGCGGUUGUUUUGGUUUGUUGAGAGAGACCAGCUCAUAAGGUCCGAAGUCAUUAGAGGUCCUUCCUGUCACAUAGUGAAUGACAGUUUAAUAUAAAGGGACCCAGAAGUAUGCCUUGGAGUAUGACAGAGUAUGACAAUAUAAUAUAAAGGGACCCAGAAGUAUGCCUUGGAGUAUGACAGUAUAACAUAAAGGGACCCAGAGGUCCUAUAUCGCUUGCAGUGUGGUGCCCUGAAUAUAACUUACCGUGGGAGUGGACCUUAGAGUGUUUAGGCUCAAUGCACAGCUUUUGAACCUUUGAUUUGUAUCACAGACAAACAUAUAACACUGGUUUAGAAUUGUUAUUACUUUGCAUGUAAUUCUCAUCAUUCUGUUUUGUAAACAAUACAAAAAAUA
Messenger RNA from Homarus americanus (American lobster), 1957 nucleotides. Its product is annotated as ubiquitin-conjugating enzyme E2 D3-like. The record is from RefSeq and is a predicted model, not a curated record. Gene Ontology annotation, biological process: protein polyubiquitination; ubiquitin-dependent protein catabolic process. NCBI's taxonomy places the organism in Eukaryota, Metazoa, Arthropoda, Malacostraca, Decapoda, Nephropidae. Gene Ontology annotation, cellular component: nucleus. Bases 168 to 614 code for a protein of 148 amino acids. The transcript has 5 exons. Gene Ontology annotation, molecular function: ubiquitin conjugating enzyme activity.